Messenger RNA from Sclerotinia trifoliorum, 3068 nucleotides. The record is from the annotation of a GenBank genome assembly. Lineage: Eukaryota; Fungi; Ascomycota; Leotiomycetes; Helotiales; Sclerotiniaceae.
CUUUUUGAAGGUGCAACAACAACAUUCAUGCUCUCAAUAAUUGUACUUCCGCUUUCUUUGCCAAUGGGUUGAAACAAUCUUUCACAGGUUCUUAUUAUUAUUUCUCACAUAUACUACCUAGUAUACAGGUAAGCUGAGCGGGACCAUGAUGAAACCAGGGGACAGUGCGCGAAACACCCUCUCCGUCCCAGAUAUCAUCAAAUUUUUCCGAGCAAAGUCUGUCCACCAGUCAGUAGCUCUGACGUACAGCUGCGAGGUUCUUACUUGUCUGCAGUCAUCUGCCGCAGUCUUCGUACUUCUGAACAGGGGCAGCGCUCAGCCUAGAGUCUUACGCCAAACGCAGUAAUGCUUGAGACGCUGAACCAACCUCGAUAUAGUCUUGUUCCAAAGUGAAAGAGCACAUUUUUGCCAGUGUAUGUAAUCUUCCGGUUAGGCUUUUUCCCUCUCGUGUCGCAUAUACCAAUUCUUUACAAGUUUAUGGCGGCUUUGCAUGAUGUCUCUUUGUACGACCUUCGGUUCGUCCCCAGGUUCAAAUUCAAUGCAUGACCAUUCCGAGAAUAGCAUAGAUCGUCCACACUCUCUUGACUGUCUGCCAAAACGCACUCUUUUCUCCACUUCAGUAGCUAGUUCCGAUCUCUUGGAAGGCCCAAGAUUCACGACUUGGCUGCUUCCUGAUUGCUUUUCCUUGUCAACUGUUUGUUCUCUUACUUGCAUUCUACACACGACUGGUUCGUGACGUUCUUUCUUUCAUUAUUCUUUCUGAGAUCCGGUAUCUACAUUAUCACGCUCACUCUUCUUGUAUUUCGAGCCAAGGAAAACACUCAUUGGUUCAUGACCAUAUCCGAUUAGCUUCUGUCGGUCGCGAUACGGGCAGCGGCGACUUGCUGGAGGAAUGAAUACGACAAUGGCACCAAUGAGAGAGCAAUCAGAGCAACACAUGAACCAAUUGGUUCGAAGGAAUGUUAUGUUGAACGGUCUGAUAUUGGCGAAAAAGGAUGGAAGCGACAAUGGUAGUGGAGAUGGGUACGUCAGUGAUAACGGGAAUAGAGACGGAAGCGCCACAGAUAAUGGAGGUGGAAGCUACAAUGAUAAUGGGAAUAGAGAUGGAAACAGCAAUGAUAAUGGGAAUAGAGAUGGAAACAGCAAUGACAAUGGGAAUAGAGAUAGCUCAUCAAUUCCAAUGGUCACAAGGACUGCGUGGACCCAAAUAACAGAUACUGCUUGGACUACACAAACUGCAACUGCCUGGACCACGCAAACUACGAUCACUACUUUGUCAAGUGUAAUGACUGUCGUUGUUGUCGCUACCCCAAGUCCUACAUCAACAUCAGAAUCUGCUCCGUCAACUUCUGUAAGUUGGGACGAAAGCUUUUCGUCAGCCGGAUGUACUAACUACAUACAGAUAUCCAUCACGUCUGCUGCGCCAUCAGUUCCAACAGGGUCAUUAACGUCAUUUAGCAUGCCGAGCUCCGAGCAGCCGGGAAGGAAAGGAUUAUGUACCAUUUCCGAUGGAGCUCCAUGCGAUUUUGCUGCGGCUACCACGUCUACUUUAAGUGCCUUUGUGGCCAUCAGUGCAAGUGCUGCACCAACUCCUUUUGAAGAUGACGCUUCAUCACUUCCUUCAGGGAUACCUUCUCAAUCUCAGAGCGAGGGUGACCACGAUAAUGGCGAUUUAGGUCCUUUAGCAGAGAAGCUUUUGAUAAGUGCUGGUUCGAUAGGUUUGUUUGUUGCGCCGAAUAGAAUGAUGUCUAAUCAAUGCUGAUCUUGGUAAAUAGGAAUAUUCGUCAUCCUUGGAGCUAUUAUAUAUCUUGUCAUGAGAAUGAAGAAGAUAAAUCGGCUAGCAAGGGGAGAGAUAUCAGAGGAAGAAGCUCGUUGGUAUGGGUGGAGGAGAAACAGAGAUGGCUCCGGUCGUCCUCCCAGUUAUGUUAGCGGCAAACUUUCACAAAACGGGUAUUUUAUUGGUGAGAAGUACGGUGAAAGGGAAAUGGCUGGCUACAACAUUCCCGACAAUAAAGUAUCUCUCGGGCGUCCAGGAUCUGCAACUGUAAAUUUAAGAGAGUUACGUACGGAUCUCCAAAGACAAAACUCGAUCAGAAGCAAUCAGUCGGGGUCAGGCAUGUCUCCUAGUCCAGUUUCCGGUCCAGGUCAAUCAUAUGGGCCUCCAAGCAAUGCAGAUUUCUAUUAUUCUCAAGUGGGAACUAUUAGAUCUCAAAAUUCAGGACUAUCUUCAAAUGCUUAUGAUCCUUCUCAAAAAGAAGCCAAUCAUAUCAGUUACUUAUCCUCAAUAUCGUCAGGAUUCGGCGAUUCACUUGUAAUGCCUGACGACAGUGCUCCUCCUCAAAUUCCAGUCUCUCGAUUUUCUUGGACGACUGCAUCCCAAGGUGCGCCACAGAACCGAGAUACCAUAUAUACAACAACGUCCGAGGAGUCAGCUCCACGAUUUCGUACUGUCAGAUCAUGGGUAGCUCAACAAACGGGACGGAUGGAAAGGAAACAAAGUAACAUGGAAGUGCCAGCAAUGCCAGAAAUUCCUAUUUCGUAUACCCACCGGUCACAAGUUCCUGAUCCUUUAUUCGCUGAGGCACAUCGACGGAAAGCGAGUGAGAAUCCGGCUUUUAGACAUCACCCCGGUGAUGAAAUUGAAUUUGGAAGAGGUUCACGUGUUCCGAGUUCAAUUCUAGAUAGAAGUAUUGGGUUUUAAUUAAAAAAGAAACAGAAGAACUCAAACAGAGCGUGUGGCGUACGAAAGAUGAAGUUUCACGAAAUCUUGAAUCUACAUUCCAUUGUUGUACAUAUAUGUCCACCUACCUAUUUGUUCGUUCCAGCCUGGUGCUUGAUUCGAUGAUAAUUGCAUAGCGUGGAGCGGGGAGCAUUUGUUAGUUUUUUGGGUUUAGAGGUUGAUUGGUUGAUUGGAUGGAUGGAUGAAUGAUUUAUUGAUUUUCUAUUGUAUUUUUUCGGGUUCCCGGAGAAAAGGGAGCAGAGAUUGACAGGUAUAACAUAUUUUAAUGUCAUGACGAGGACGGGGAUAGGGAUGGAGAUGGAGAUGAAGUGGGGCGAUGAUAUGUGCU